This is a messenger RNA of Vigna radiata var. radiata (mung bean), 2658 nucleotides long. Its product is annotated as receptor like protein 30. Gene Ontology annotation, molecular function: protein binding. The transcript has a single exon. NCBI's taxonomy places the organism in Eukaryota, Viridiplantae, Streptophyta, Magnoliopsida, Fabales, Fabaceae. Bases 1 to 2658 code for a protein of 885 amino acids. The record is from RefSeq and is a predicted model, not a curated record.
AUGGCAUCUUGGAAUGCAACCUCUGAUUGCUGCUCAUGGGAUGGAAUUGAAUGUGAUGAACACACAAAUCUUGUGAUCAACAUUGAUCUUAGUAGCAGCCACAUCUAUGGUACAAUGGAUGCAAACAGUACACUUUUUCACCUCAAACAUCUUCAAAGCCUUGAUCUUGCUGAUAAUCACUUCAAUUACUCUCAAAUUCCAUCUCGAAUUGGUGAGCUUUCACAGUUAAGGUAUCUGAACCUUUCUCGAACCUAUUUUUCUGGUGAAAUCCCGCAACAAAUUUCACAUUUGUCCAAGUUACUUUCUCUUGAUCUAUCUGGUGCAUUUGUUUCUCUACUUCCAGUCAAUCUUUUGAGUUUUAAAAUAUCUACUCUGAGAAGCUUAAUUCAAAACUUAACUGAUCUUGAAGUUUUUCGUGCUAAUUAUGUAACCAUUUCCUCGUCUGUACUCCAUACAUUCACAAAUCUUACAUCUUUGCAGCAACUCUCUCUUUAUCAUUGUGAACUAUACGGGGAAUUUCCACCUGGAAUAUUUCAUCUUCCAAACUUGAGAUAUCUAAAUUUGGGAAAUAAUCAAAACCUCAUUGGCAAAUUUCCUGAUUUUCAUUCAAGUUCACAAAUUACAACAUUAGAACUUGAUUCCACAAGUUUCUACGGUACACUUCCUGCAUCGAUUGGAAAUCUCAAUUCUUUGAAUUGGUUAUCAAUAGCAUAUUCCAAAUUUUCUGGCUCUGUUCCUUCAUUUAGAAACCUCACUCAGCUAAAGUUUGUAGAUAUUGCAGGCAACAAAUUCAAAGGUGAUAUUUCUUCGUUCUUGCAAAAUCUUACCAAAUUAAGCACCCUGAGAAUUGGUUUUAAUGAAUUUACUACUGAAACCUUCUCAUGGAUUUGUAAGUUGUCGGGAAUUAAUGAUUUGCGCCUGGAAUUUGUAAAUAUUGGCCACGAAAUUCCAUUUUGUUUCACAAACCUCACCCAACUAUCCAUAUUAUCCCUCUAUCAAAGCAAAUUAAGUGGGCAAAUUCCAACUUGGAUAAUGAACCUAACUAAUUUAGCUUCCUUGGAUCUUGGAAAAAAUAAUCUUCGGGGUGAAAUUCCAAACUCUCUCUUCGAACUUGAGAACCUAGAAACUUUUUCUGUGAUCAGUAAUCUGUUGGAGGGAGAAUUAGAGCUGAAUAAAUUUCUAAAGCUAAAAGUGCUAGUGCUGGUUGAAUUAUGUUUCAAUAAAUUGUCGUUAAUUAGUGGAAAAAAUCCAUCCAAUGCAAGCCUUUCAAAAAUUCAAGGGUUAGGUUUGGGAUUAAGCAAUCUGAGUGAGUUUCCACAUUUUAUUCAGGACUUGACUGAGCUAUCAUAUAUUUACAUGCCAUACAAUAAUGUCAGUUCAUUCCCCAGCUGGAUGUGGAGAAAAACAAGUCUUCGGAGCUUAAUUGUUUCUCACAACUCAUUAAUAGGAAAAAUAGAUCCACAAAUAUGCAAUUUGAACUCUCUUAUGCUUCUUGACUUGUCAUUUAACAACUUAAGUGGCACAGUUCCCUCAUGUUUGGGAAGUUCCAGUAAACUUCUGCAAAUUUUAGUGCUAAAAGGAAACAAAUUGACUGGCCCCUUUCCUGAGACAUAUACGAAGACAAGUGAUCUAAGAAUGAUAGAUUUAAGCAAUAACAAUCUGCAGGGUCGAUUGCCAAGAGCACUGCUAAACAUUAGAAUGCUAGAGUAUAUUGAUGUCAGCUAUAACCAAAUCAAUGAUUCAUUUCCCUGUUGGUUGGGAACUCUUCCGGAGGUGAAAGUUGUUGCUUUACAUCAUAAUCAUUUAUACGGAUCCAUAGGGUGCCCUACAUCUUGCAAAUUUCCCAAACUGCAUAUCAUUGAUCUUUCUCACAAUCAAUUGUCUGGAAGUUUGCCUUCAAAAACAAUCCAGAAUUGGAAAUCAAUGGAAGCUUCAAACGAGAGCCAAUUACAGUAUCAAUAUUAUACGGUGUAUGAUUAUCACAUGUUGGCAAGGUUUAUCGUGUUGAAGGAUGGCUCUUACAGGUAUUCAUUUGCACUGUGUAACAAAGGUACGACCCUGGUUUAUGAAAAUCUCCAAGAGUUUUACAACUUGAUAGUCAUUAAUCUUUCAAGUAAUAAAUUCUCCGGAGAGAUUCCAAAUGUUAUAGGAGACUUAACUGGUCUUGUUUUGCUGAACCUUUCAAACAACAUGCUUAGUGGCAACAUUCCUUCUUCCUUUGGGAAGCUUUCAAACCUUGAAACUUUGGAUGUUUCCCUCAAUACUUUAUCAGGGAAGAUUCCCCUACAGUUGCAAGAACUAACAUUUCUUUCGCACUUUAACGUGUCCUUUAACAAUCUUUCGGGUCCUAUACCUCAAAAUAUGCAGUUUGCUACUUUCCCAGAUAGUUCAUUUGAGGGUAAUCAAGAAUUGUGUGUUAAUCCAUCGGUGAAUAAAUGUGAGGAAGAUGGAGGGCUGCCAUUUGUUCCACCUUCCACAUCUGAUGAUGAUAUAAAGUCUGGAACUUUUAUUGAAUUGGACUGGAAAGUGGUUCUGAUUGGGUAUGGAGGUGGACUUCUUGUGGGAUUAGCACUGGGAAGCUCUUUUCAUCGUGAGAUAUUUGCUUGGCUUAAAAGGGUUUGUUUUAUGAAAUUAUCUUCAAAUAAUUUCAUAAUGUAA